This is a messenger RNA of Ostertagia ostertagi, 1026 nucleotides long. The record is from the annotation of a GenBank genome assembly. Lineage: Eukaryota; Metazoa; Nematoda; Chromadorea; Rhabditida; Trichostrongylidae.
AUGCACGCCGCACUGUCGCCAACCAGACCUGUCUCCGCCGAGGAGCAGCAGGCCAUCAACGAUCUCAGAACGAUCCUGCCCUCGAUAGAAUGUCUGGAAGAUUCGUAUGUGUUGCGAUGGUUACGUGCAAAGGAUUUACGUUUCGAUGAAACCGCUGACGCCCUCAAGAAGCACGUCGUAUUCCGGAAAGCAUGGGAACUCGACACAAUUUCUUCCUGGGAAGCACCUGAGUGUCUGGAGAAAUACUGUGGAUAUGGCUAUUUGUCAGACAAAGAGGGACGGCCGAUUCUCAUGUCAUUACUGGGCAAUAUGGACGUAGAAGGAAUGCUAAAAUCGGUCGCCUCACUCGAUUACAUCAAAUUCUCCCUGGCAGCCAUCGAAAAAGGACUGGAACUGUGUGCUCAAAAAGCUAAACAAAGUGGUCGACCAUUCGAACAAAUGAUGUUAGUGUUUGAUUUGGACCACAUCGGCUCGGCACAUUUCUCAUGCAAGCAGUUUGCAAGCUCAUUCACCACUCUCGUCACUCUCUUCCAGGAACAUUAUCCACUGGUUUUGAAAAAAAUUCUGAUCAUCAGAGCACCUGAAAUGGCUCGAAUCGCCUACGCCUCAAUCACGGCCAUUCUCAGCGACCCCAUCACAAGGCUUAUUGAGAUGCCUUCUGAGGCUGAUUGGAAAUGGGCUUUGGCGCAAUACGUGAAUCUGGACGGGUGGCCUGUGCAUUGGGGAGGCAAUCGGGUCGAAAACGGAGAUCCAAAGUGUCCUGCCACCAUACGAUAUGGUAUGGGACCUGUUCCAUCUGAUUACUUUGUUGAUCCAAAGAGAGCUAUGCCAGACUACGAUCAGCUGACGACCGUUUACGCAGGCGAUAAGCAUCUGAUCUCAAUUCGAGUCAAAGAAAGAUGCAAAAUCUGCUGGCAAUACAUGACCGAUGACGAUGACAUCGGAUUCGCCAUUCAUUUCGAUCCCUCAUUUCAGGCGAACAAUCUCACGGAAAUGGAGGUCGUUCUAUCCUUACAUUCGCCUUGA